This is a messenger RNA of Herpailurus yagouaroundi (jaguarundi), 4690 nucleotides long. RefSeq names its product bromodomain containing 1 (gene BRD1). Gene Ontology annotation, biological process: regulation of transcription by RNA polymerase II. The record is from RefSeq and is a predicted model, not a curated record. NCBI's taxonomy places the organism in Eukaryota, Metazoa, Chordata, Mammalia, Carnivora, Felidae. Gene Ontology annotation, molecular function: protein binding. The transcript is spliced from 13 exons. The coding region runs from base 1043 to 4612 and encodes 1189 amino acids.
CGUUUUAACGCGGCCGGGAGUCAUUGUGCCCGAGCGGGUCGCAUUAUGUAACAGAUACAGUCGGUUUGUUUUGCCAAGACAGGAAACUCCCUGUAACAGGGCCGGACUUUAAACGUUUCCCAGCAGAGAAGCCGGGGAAGCCGCGCGGGUCUGGCCGUUGGGAGGUGGGUGGCCCCGGACCCGGCUGCAGGGACAGUCCGUCGUCCCUUCGUCCCUCUGACUGUGGGGAACUGAGCCCUGCUCGGCUCCCUUGGACCCUCGUUGUAGGAGAAGUGAGCUCACCGAGGUGUGAUUCGGAGAAGACACAGCCCCUGUUAGGGCACACUUGAGUUUUGACACAACUACGUCCGCCCAGGAAACUGCCACGCCCAUCCCAAACGUUUUCGUCACCCCGAAGUUUCACCCCUGCCUGGGUGGGCUUGGGGAAUUAGGGUGGUAUAUGCCCUUACCUGCUCUGCCAGGCACUGCCCCGAGCGCCUCGUGGGAAGUGGGACAGUGUUCACACCAGCGGGAGCCCGGCUAUGAUCCUGUUCCUGCUUUAGCCGGAGCAGGGCCGGGACCGUUGAAGUGACUUGUUCCCAGCCAGGCAGGAAAUGAACUGAUUUGAAGACGUUUGCUGCUCCUUAGCGUGCAGGCCUCCUCUCUGGUGGUCCACGCGGCUUUUCUGGGUGUAUUUCACUGAAGUACGGCUGGAAAGGCUUCUUGUCCUCGCUGACCACCUCCUGGUGGGACUGCUUGUCCCUCUGCAGAAGCGCCAAGUGUGCUUGGAGCCACAUGGCAGUGACAGAGGGUGUCGGGAAGCCAGGAGCCGUGAGCAGUCGGUCACUCUGUGCCACUGACUGCCCUCCUUCCCCGUCACGGUUCCAUCUUCAGACGCUGGAGCUGCCGUGACCGUUGUUAGGUGAAGUUCAUGUGCAGAGUGGUUGAGGGGCCCAUCGGGAGAGCGUGGGUUGUGGAGGCUGGUUACACUUUAGAGCUACCUGGUACUUUGGCGGCGAGGAGAAAAUUACGAGUUUGCCUUUAAUCCGGGAGUCAGUACCAAAUGAGGAGGAAAGGACGAUGUCAUCGCGGCGCUGCAGCGAGACACCCUUCCUCCCCGUGCAGUACUAAGCACUCCCCCACGCGAGAGACCCUGACCUACGCGCAGGCCCAGAGGAUGGUUGAGAUAGAGAUCGAGGGGCGCCUCCAUCGGAUCAGUAUUUUUGAUCCCCUGGAGAUCAUACUGGAAGAUGACCUCACGGCUCAGGAGAUGAGCGAAUGCAACAGCAAUAAAGAAAAUAGCGAGAGGCCACCGGUGUGCUUAAGAACUAAGCGCCACAAAAACAACCGAGUCAAAAAGAAAAACGAAGCCCUCCCCGGCGCCCACGGCACGCUGGCUUCGGCCAGCGCGCUUCCUGAGCCCAAGGUGCGCAUCGUGGAGUACAGCCCGCCGUCCGCCCCCAGGAGGCCCCCGGUGUACUACAAGUUCAUCGAGAAGUCGGCCGAGGAGCUGGACAACGAGGUGGAGUACGACAUGGACGAGGAGGAUUACGCCUGGCUGGAGAUCGUCAACGAGAAGCGCAAGGGCGACUGCGUGUCGGCCGUGUCGCAGAGCGUGUUCGAGUUCUUGAUGGACCGCUUCGAGAAGGAGUCCUACUGCGAGAACCAGAAGCAGGGGGAGCAGCAGUCCCUGAUCGACGAAGACGCCGUGUGCUGCAUCUGCAUGGACGGCGAGUGCCAGAACAGCAACGUGAUCCUCUUCUGCGACAUGUGCAACCUGGCCGUGCACCAGGAGUGCUACGGGGUGCCCUACAUCCCCGAGGGCCAGUGGCUCUGCCGACACUGCCUGCAGUCCCGGGCCCGGCCCGCCGACUGCGUGCUCUGCCCGAACAAGGGAGGUGCCUUCAAAAAGACGGACGACGACCGCUGGGGCCACGUGGUGUGCGCCCUGUGGAUCCCGGAGGUCGGCUUCGCCAACACGGUGUUCAUCGAGCCCAUCGACGGCGUGAGGAACAUCCCCCCGGCCCGGUGGAAACUGACGUGCUACCUCUGCAAGCAGAAGGGCGUGGGCGCCUGCAUCCAGUGCCACAAGGCAAACUGCUACACGGCGUUCCACGUGACGUGCGCCCAGAGGGCCGGCCUCUACAUGAAGAUGGAGCCCGUGAAGGAACUCGCGGGCGGCGCCGCGACCUUCUCUGUCAGGAAGACCGCUUACUGUGACGCCCACACGCCCCCGGGCUGUACGCGGCGGCCUCUGAACAUUUACGGGGAGGUGGAAAUGAAAAACGGUGUCUGUCGAAAAGAGAGCUCCGUCAAGACGGUCAGGUCCACGUCCAAGGUCAGGAAGAAAGCCAAAAAGGCGAAGAAGACGCUGAGUGAGCCCUGUGCGGCCCUGCCGCCCGUGUGCGCCCCGUAUAUCCCCCCUCAGAGAUUAAAUAGGAUUGCGAAUCAGGUGGCCAUUCAGCGGAAGAAGCAGUUUGUGGAGAGAGCCCACAGCUACUGGCUGCUCAAAAGGCUGUCGAGGAACGGCGCUCCCCUGCUGCGGCGACUCCAGUCCAGCCUGCAGUCCCAGAGGAGCACGCAGCAGAGAGAAAAUGACGAGGAGAUUCAAGCUGCCAAAGAGAAGCUGAAGUACUGGCAGCGGCUGCGGCACGACCUGGAGCGCGCGCGGCUGCUGAUCGAGCUCCUGCGCAAGCGGGAGAAGCUCAAGCGGGAGCAGGUGAAGGUGGAGCAGAUGGCCCUGGAGCUGCGGCUGACGCCGCUCACGGUGCUGCUGCGCUCCGUGCUGGACCAGCUGCAGGAGAAGGACCCGGCUCGGAUAUUCGCCCAGCCGGUGAGCCUGAAGGAGGUACCAGAUUAUCUGGAUCACAUUAAACAUCCCAUGGACUUUGCCACAAUGAGGAAACGGUUAGAAGCUCAAGGGUAUAGACACCUCACUGAGUUUGAGGAGGAUUUUAAUCUCAUUGUAGAUAACUGCAUGAAGUACAAUGCCAAGGACACGGUGUUUUAUAGAGCCGCCGUGAGGCUGCGCGAUCAGGGCGGUGUUGUUCUGAGGCAGGCCAGGCGCCAGGCCGACAGCAUCGGCUUUGAGGAGGCCUCGGGGAUGCACCUGCCUGAGCGGCCUGCCGCGGCCCCUCGGCGGCCUUUCUCCUGGGAAGACGUGGACAGGUUGCUGAACCCAGCCAACAGGGCCCACAUGGUCCUAGAGGAGCAGCUGAGGGAGCUGCUGGACAAGCUGGACCUCACGUGCGCCAUGAAGUCCAGCGGGUCUCGGAGCAAGCGGGCCAAGCUCCUGAAAAAGGAGAUCGCGGUCCUUCGGAACAAGCUGAGCCAGCAGCACAGCCAGCCCCCGCCCGCGGAAUCAGGUAUUGGAAGCUUUGAAGAGGAAAGUGCUCAGCUGGGGCAGGAGACGGGGGAGGAAGGAGAUAAAUCUCCCCCUAAACUUGAACCAUCAGAUGCAUUACCUCUUCCUUCAAACUCGGAGACUAAUUCAGAACCACCAACCCUCAAACCAGUAGAACUGAACCCAGAGCAGAGUAAACUAUUCAAAAGAGUCACAUUUGAUAAUGAAUCACAUAGCACUUGCACUCAGAGCGCACUGGUAAUCGGACACCCUCCAGAGCCCACCCUCGCCAGUAGUGGCGAUGCGCCGGCGGCGGCGGCCUCCGCGGUGGCGGAGCCAUCAAGCGAUGUAAACAGACGCACUUCUGUUCUCUUCUGCAAAUCGAAAAGUGUAAGCCCCCCAAAGUCUGCCAAGAACACUGAAACCCAGCCAACUUCUCCUCAGCUAGGGACCAAAACCUUUUUGUCUGUAGUCCUUCCGAGGUUGGAGACUCUUCUGCAGCCAAGAAAAAGGUCGCGGAGCACCUGCGGCGACUCCGAGGUGGAGGAGGGGUCCCCGGGAAAGCGCCUGGACACAGGUCUCGCCAACGGCUUUGGGGGCGCACGGAGUGAGCAGGGGCUGGGGGGCGCCCCGGGGAGGAGAGCCGCGCCCCGACGACGCUGCGCCUCGGAGUCCAGCAUCUCGUCCGGCAGCGGCCCUCUCUGUGACUCCAGCUUCGGCGCACCCAGGUGCGGCCGGGGCAAGCCCGCUCUGGUGCGCAGACCCGCGCUGGAGGACCGCGGCGAGCUGAUCUCCUGCAUCGAGAACGGGAACUACGCCAAGGCGGCCAGGAUCGCCGCAGAGGUCGGUCAGAGGAGCAUGUGGAUUUCGUCCGACGCCGCGGCCUCUGCUCUCGAGCCUCUGAAAGUCGUGUGGGCCAAGUGCAGCGGCUACCCCUCGUAUCCGGCCCUGAUCAUCGACCCCAAGAUGCCGCGCGUGCCCGGCCACCACAACGGGGUCACCAUCCCGGCCCCACCGCUGGACGUGCUGAAGGUCGGCGAGCACAUGCAGACCAAGGCUGACGAGAGGCUGUUCCUCGUUCUCUUUUUUGACAACAAGAGAAGCUGGCAAUGGCUCCCCAAGUCCAAAAUGGUCCCCCUCGGCAUGGACGAGACCAUAGACAAACUGAAAAUGAUGGAGGGGAGAAACUCCAGCAUCAGGAAGGCUGUGAGGGUCGCCUUCGACCGCGCGAUGAGCCACCUGAGCCGUGUGCACGGGGAGCCCACCAGCGACCUCAGCGACAUCGACUGACCUGCCCGCCUUCCCGUGGCCUUGUCCAUAGUGUGGAUAAGCUGUAUAUGCGUGUAUAUUGUUCCAGACUUAACUUAU